CAUUUAGUUUGUGCCUUGGAGUGAGUGGGCAUCAGACACAGAUGAAGGGUUUUCGAUCUUCCCAAUCUCAGGCAUUUUUUCUAUACUGAGAAGUAAAUACCCAUUGAAAUAGAAUGAACAAAGGUGGAGCGGCGGGGUUAGGAGGUGGCGCCGGUGCCGGAAGCGGACCCACUGCGGCAGCAGCUUCAGCCGCAGCGCAGAAGCAGAAGACACUGUUGCAAAGGGUCGAAGGUGAUAUUGCCAAUAUUGUUGAUAACUUUAGCCACCUCGUCAACGUUGCAAGGGUAAAUGACCCACCAGUUAGAAACUCACAGGAAGCUUUUAUGAUGGAGAUGCGUUCUGCUAGGAUGGUUCAGGCAGCUGAUUCUCUGUUGAAGUUGGUUUCAGAGCUGAAGCAGACUGCAAUAUUUUCAGGAUUUGCCUCUCUUAAUGAUCAUGUAGAACAGAGAAGAAUUGAAUUUAAUCAACUGGCCGAAAAAACAGAUCAUACUUUAUCCAAAGUUGGGGAGGAAGCUGCUGCUAACCUAAAAGAACUUGAAUCUCAUUAUAGUUCUUCAGCGCAGAAGACCAUGCAAAACCUGCAACCAUAGUUAAGAAUCUCUAUAUGCAGUAUGCUGAUCAUGCUUUACUCAGUAUAGUAGUUUUUAAUUUUGGUUUGAAAUCUGUUUUUUCUUUAAUGAGAACAUGGAAAACAAAUAGCAGCACUCAUUUUGAGUCAGUGUAUGGAUGUAAUUAGCAUAUUAGAUGAGGAAUUAACUAGCAAAGGGUCAAAAUCAUUUCCACUUCAUAUGAUUACAAUUACUGAAAGUCAAGGAAUUUCAGAUUAUGUGGUUGGUUAA
Vigna angularis (adzuki bean) is the source of this 839-nucleotide messenger RNA. Its product is annotated as mediator of RNA polymerase II transcription subunit 22b. Gene Ontology annotation, biological process: regulation of transcription by RNA polymerase II. Gene Ontology annotation, cellular component: mediator complex. The coding region runs from base 114 to 590 and encodes 158 amino acids. Gene Ontology annotation, molecular function: transcription coregulator activity. NCBI's taxonomy places the organism in Eukaryota, Viridiplantae, Streptophyta, Magnoliopsida, Fabales, Fabaceae. The record is from RefSeq and is a predicted model, not a curated record. The transcript is spliced from 3 exons.